This is a messenger RNA of Camelina sativa (false flax), 2452 nucleotides long. Its product is annotated as dynamin-related protein 4C-like. The record is from RefSeq and is a predicted model, not a curated record. Lineage: Eukaryota; Viridiplantae; Streptophyta; Magnoliopsida; Brassicales; Brassicaceae. Gene Ontology annotation, cellular component: microtubule; membrane; cytoplasm. Gene Ontology annotation, molecular function: GTPase activity; microtubule binding; GTP binding.
AAAAAAAUGAUAUGUAAGAAAAAUACAGGCUGAUGAGAGAGUCUGUUUAGCUAUAAUUCUGAACCGAAGAUGUCUGUCAGUAUAUGUAUAUCUAUGAGAUUCCUCUAUGAGCUAUGUAGGUGUAAUGAUCACUUCUUUUAUAUCCAUACACGAGUACUUCUUUUAAUAUCUCUAUCUCUGUAUUCGCACAUCUCCUAGUAGAGAACUCACUUACGCUUAAACUUGUCUUUGCACUCUCUAUCUCACUCUUGUAUUCUCUCAAAGAAGAAAAUGAAAAGUACAAAGAAGCAUGUUGUCACUAGAGCCUGUCCUUCUCUUGCUGUUGCCCAGGCGAAUCCUCAUGCCAACAAAGAUGCUGUUCCCAUUGAAGCACCGAUUAUAUCUUCUUACAAUGACCGGAUCAGGCCGUUGCUUGACACUGUGGACAAGCUAAGGAACCUGAACGUGAUGAGAGAAGGGAUCCAGCUUCCCACCAUUGUUGUGGUUGGAGAUCAGUCUUCAGGGAAGUCAAGUGUUCUUGAGUCCUUGGCCGGAAUCAGUUUGCCUCGUGGGCAAGGAAUCUGCACUAGGGUUCCUCUUGUGAUGCGGCUUCAGCGAAGUUUAAGCCCUGACCCUGAGAUCUGGCUUGAGUAUAAUGACACUACUAUUCAUACUGAUGAGGCACACAUUGCUGAAGCGAUUUGUGCUGCAACUGAUGUGAUUGCUGGUUCUGGCAAAGGCGUUUCAGACACUCCCCUGACGCUCCACGUGAAGAAGGCUGGUGUUCCAGAUAUCACCAUGGUUGAUCUCCCUGGUAUAACCCGUGUUCCCGUGAAUGGGCAGCCUGAAAACAUCUAUGAACAGAUUUCCGGGAUGGUAAUGAAGUAUAUCGAGCCACAGGAAUCCAUUAUCCUCAAUGUCCUGUCAGCGACAGUUGAUUUCACAACUUGUGAGUCAAUACGAAUGUCAAAACAGGUAGACAAAACCGGUGAGCGGACUCUGGCUGUUGUGACAAAGGCAGACAUGGCUCCUGAAGGGCUCCUGCAGAAAGUAACAGCAGAUGAUGUGAGUAUCGGACUUGGUUAUGUCUGUGUGAGAAACCGCAUCGGAGAAGAGACGUACGAAGAAGCCCGUAUUCAAGAAGAGUUACUUUUCAGGACUCAUCCACUGCUAAGCUUGAUCGAUGAUGACAUUGUAGGCAUCCCUGUGUUAGCUCACAAGUUGACACAGAUCCAAGGAAUGAUGAUCUCCCGGUGUUUGCCUGAAAUCGAAAGAAAAAUCAACGAGAAGAUGGAAAUCAGUAUCCUCGAGUUCAACAAGCUUCCCAUAGUGAUGGCUUCUACUGGAGAAGCACUGAUGGCACUAAUGGAUGUCAUAGGCUCAGCAAAAGAGUCUCUUUUAAGAAUCCUCGUCCAAGGAGACUUCUCUGAAUACCCUGAUGAUCAAAGCAUGCAUUGUACCGCCCGCCUGGCUGAAAUGUUAAACGGAUUCUCAGACAACCUACAAGGACAAUCUGAGGCCGUUUCAGAGUUCUUGAUGGAUGAAAUCAAAAUCUUGGAAGAGUGUAAAUGUAUUGGAUUGCCUAACUUUAUACCAAGAUCCUCUUUCUUAGCAAUCCUCUCACAACAUGUGGAUGGUAUACAAGCCAAGCCGGUUGAGUUCAUCAAGGAGAUAUGGGACUACAUUGAAGUUGUUAUCUCAUCAGUCAUUGCCACAUAUUCUGAUAACUUCCCACAGAUUCAAUCAUCCAUCAAAAGAGCUGGUCGUAAUCUAAUGAGCAAGACUAAGGAACGUUCAGUGAACAGAGUAAUCGAGAUCGUGGAGAUGGAGAAGCUUACUGAUUACACAUGUAACCCUGAUUACAUGACGUCUUGGACUCAGAAGACUACUUCACAGCAAAACUUCAUCGACGCUGUGUUGCACGAUGAGAAUAAACCUGAGUGGUUUACUUUACCUGGAUUCGGGGAUGUGAAGAUUUCGCAUCUACGGAAGUAUCACGCUCAUCUGCUGCAGCAAGCGUUCGAUAUGAAGAUGAGGAUCACAUCGUACUGGACGAUCGUGCUGCGAAGGAUCGUGGAUAAUCUUGCGCUGUAUCUUCAAUUCUCGGUGAAGAAUCUUGUCAACAGUGAGUUUCAGAAGGAGAUCGUUGCUGAAAUGGUGGAUACAAGAGCAGGCGGAGGAAUUGAGAGGAUGCUGGAGGAAUCGCCGUCGGUGGCGAACAAGAGGGAGAAGCUCAAGAACAGUAUCAAGCUUCUCAAGGAGUCCAAAGACGUUGUGGCGGCCAUUGUUGAUCAGAACUCUGGGUAUGGAGAUCGUUGAUCGAGUUGCUUCUUUCCGUCGAGCUAUGGUGAAGUCGGAGUCGGGUAUGGAGAUCAGUGAAGUCGGGUCGGGUUAUUUUAAGUUAGAGUUGGGUUUUGGGCCAUGUUAAUGUUUUUAAUCUUUUUGUGUUGUUAUGUAAAACGCUUUUAAGCAU